UCAAAAAGACACCCAAAACCUGCCCUGGGGUGUUUGCGAACUCAAAGACUGGCGCUGGUGAACUGCUUCCAAAGGAAUUCUAGCUGGAGUCCCUCUUACUUUGAGAAGCAGAAUGACUGUCUCGCAGCCUUGUUCUGAGGAAAGGGCAUAGAAGCUCUGCCACUGCUCUUUGCCUAAGGUGUGUAGUAAAAAUGGUGCAGAAAUACCAGUCCCCAGUUCGAGUCUACAAAUAUCCUUUCGAGCUCGUCAUGGCAGCAUAUGAGAAGCGCUUUCCUACAUGUCCAGAGAUCCCAGUCUUCCUGGGGAGUGAAAUACUUCAUGAAUCCAGGAGUGAUGAUGGAGCUAUACAUAUCAUUGAACGGAGCUGCAAACUGAAUGUGGAUGCUCCUAGGCUGCUGAAGAAGAUUGCAGGGGUAGAGUAUGUUUUCUUCAUCCAGAAAAACACAGUGAACUGGAAAGAGCGAACUCUCCGCAUUGAAGCCCACAAUGAGACUUUUGCCAACCGUGUUGUCGUCCUUGAGACAUGUAGCUACUCAGUUCACCCUGAGAAUGAAGAGUGGACUUGCUUUGAACAAUCUGCAUCUCUCGACAUCAAAUCAUUUUUUGGCUUUGAAAGCACAGUGGAAAAGAUUGCUAUGAAGCAGUACACCUCAAACAUCAAGCGGGGCAAGGAGGUGAUUGAACACUAUCUGAAGGAGCUGAUCUCCCAAGGGAUCACAUUCAUCCCCCGCUGGACACCUCCCCCUGUGUGUGGGCAGAAGGAUGAGCAAACCCCGGCUGCUGGAGACACUGCUGCUGGCACACCCCUUGACUCUGGGGCUCUUGGAACUACCAGAGAGCAAACUGGCAGUUCCUGCCCUCCAGCAGAAGCUCUCAGCACUGAUGCUGACAAGCUGGAUGCUGAUUACAUCGAGCGCUAUCUGGGCCAGCUGACCCCGAUGCAGGAGAGCUGCUUGAUCCGCCUGCGCCAGUGGCUGCAAGAGACACACAAAGGCAAGAUCCCUAAAGAUGAACAUAUCCUUCGGUUCCUGCGGGCACGAGACUUCAACAUUGACAAGGCUCGAGAAAUGCUCUGCCAGUCGCUGUCUUGGCGCAAGCAGUACCAGGUGGAUUACAUCCUCCAGUCCUGGAGGCCCCCAGCCCUCCUGGAUGAAUACUACACUGGAGGGUGGCAUUACCAAGACAAAGAUGGACGGCCACUCUACAUCCUUCGUCUUGGCCAGAUGGACACAAAAGGUUUGGUGAAAGCUUUGGGAGAGGAAUCAUUGCUGCGACAUGUUCUGUCAAUUAAUGAGGAAGGACAAAAGAGAUGUGAGGAAAACACCAACAUUUUUGGCCGCCCCAUCACAUCCUGGACAUGUCUGGUGGACUUGGAAGGGUUGAAUAUGCGGCAUCUCUGGCGGCCUGGAGUUAAGGCCCUGCUUCGGAUAAUUGAGGUUGUGGAGGACAACUAUCCUGAGACUCUGGGGAGACUCUUGAUAGUGCGAGCACCCAGGGUUUUUCCUGUGCUCUGGACUCUGGUCAGUCCCUUUAUCAAUGAGAACACAAGGCAGAAGUUCCUCAUUUACAGUGGGAAUAACUAUCAGGGUCCAGGAGGGCUGGUAGAUUACGUGGACAAAGAUGUGAUCCCAGACUUCCUGGGAGGAGACUGCAUGUGUACUGUCCCAGAAGGUGGCCUUGUUCCCAAGUCACUUUAUCAAACAGACGACGAGUCGGAGAGCUCGGAUCACAUCCGGUUAUGGACAGAAACUAUCUAUCAUUCUGCAAAUGUCCUCAGAGGAGCUCCACAUGAGAUAGUUGUGGAGAUUCUGGAAGGGGAAUCCGUCAUCACAUGGGACUUUGACAUCCUGAAGGGAGAUGUGGUGUUCAGCCUCUUCCACUCCAAACGAGCUCCUGAAACAAGUCACAAAGAAGCCACAUUACCAAGUACCUCUGCUGCAGGGGACAAUAUGCAGUUGAUUGAUAAGACGUGGGUCCUUGGGGUGGAUUACAGCCGUAUGGAAUCGCCACUGGUUUGCCGGGAAGGAGAGAGCAUCCAGGGAUCUCAUGUCACACGCUGGCCUGGCUUUUAUAUUCUCCAGUGGAAGAUGCAUGGCCCUCCGCCCUGCGCUGCCACUAGCCUCCCUCGGGUGGAUGAUGUUCUUGCCUCUCUGCAAGUUUCCAGUCACAAGUGCAAGCUUAUAUACUACUAUGAGGUGCUUGCAUCCAAGGACUUCAGGGGAUCCAUGUCGAGUCUGGAAUCUUGCAACAGUGGCUUUUCCCAGCUGAGUGGAGCCACCACAUCGUCCAGCCAGUCCCAGAGCAGCUCCCAUCUUUCUAGAUAGCAGGGCUGAAGCUGCAGCAGCAAGGAAAAGUCACCCAGGGCUUCCUGCUCUGCCAGAGCUGCUCUGUGCACCAAACCAAAGAGCCUCCAGGGGCUGAGCCUGGAGGCAGUCGUUUGCCUGACCACAGGGAGCAGCCAUUUGGACACAGAGAGGCUUCUGGGAGCUACUGUGAACAUCAAACUUUAGCACUCAUAUGGCAGACUUAGAAAUUUUUAUAUCAGAUGCCUACUUCUCAGUAGUCUUUUUCACAAAUGGGUUUUGAAUGAAUGUGAGUUUGCAUGAAUCUGUGUUACUCCACUUGAAAGGGCUCUUUCCAGUCAGUCCUUUUCGUAUGUAGAGGAGGCUGAUGUUGCCUUAUCUGUUUGCUCUGUAGGACUAUUCAUCUGUAGCAAAACGAAUCUAGUUUCCUGGGUGCCCAGGGUACUGGUUACAUAUCAGAGUGUGAAAUGGGCACUUCAGGUGCAAGGACUUAAACUGGAAAUUCCUUUAUACAGAGAGGAUGUUUCAAAAAUCAGUUCCAGGGUCAAACCUAAAAUCUCUUCUGAUCUGACAGGAUGCUACUAGGAAAUGGGUUGGAUUGCUUUUAACCCACUGAGAUACAAGUCAAAAUGGGUUUUGAGAAGGGAACCCGACUCCAGUAAGCAGCAUCUUUCUGGAAGACUACUGUUCCUCUUUCCUCAGGUUUAUGAGCAAUAAUGAGUAGAUCCGAUCUAUCUCAUCCAAGUGGAUGGGAGCCGAAUCAUAAAGGGCUAAGAAAAGCAAUAUUUUAUUUCCUGAAGGCACAGAAUUUUAUGGCAGUAUUAUAGAACUCGCUUCAUUAAAACACAAGUUAACUUGAAAACUUUAAGAAAAGGCAUGUACGUAUUUAAGCUCUUACUGAAAGAUAUUUAUUCAAAUACUAGCUUAUUUUAAAUUAAUUUUUAACUUAUUUGUAACUUCAGAAAUGACUAUUAAAUCCAGUCACCUUUUUUAAUGGGAUGAACUUUGUUGUAGAAAGGCAUAACUGAUUGUCUUCAAUUCCAAGAACUCUUUCUACUGAGGUUCUACUCUUUGGGAUCGCUGGAUGUUCUCUGUUAAGGGCUCUGUCAUACCCAGCACUUGGGUAAGGGCUGUGUGUCACCAUCUCCUGCAAGGGGAGGUGACACUACAAGGCUUGGGGACUCUGGAGGGAUGUUUCUUAGGAUUGAGAAGUGAGGAUGGAGUUCAGGAGCUGGAAGAAGAUUGUGCAUCUUCUGUGACACACCAAAAAUACCACCUUUGUCCCUCAUCUUCAUCCAUUAUUCCAGAGAGUAGAUGUGCAACAAAGGCACCAGUGAUCCAGUUAUUGGGUUGGGUAGGGAAGUUCAUGUUCUUGUCUAGGUGGCAACAAAAUGAGAAUAGGUGUCACAUACUCCAUUGCCCGUGGGCAGUGUCUGCAGCUGGCAGGACUUGUGGUGUGGACAGAUGUUUGCUUUUGGAUCCAGCUGUGCUGAUUGAAGACCCCAUCCCCACCAUGGAGGUUACCUCUGACAGAUCUGCUGCCCAAAGAAGGAUCGGGAGGGCUGUUGGAUCCUGUGGUGAUUGGAGCUAUCUCAGCCAAGCAGCUCAUGUGACCUAACGUGAAGGAGCUUCCAGUCCCCAGGUGGGGAGCAACACAAACUGCUCCAGGCUUGGGCUGGGGGAGCAUGGUUGGUGGUGGAAGUGCAGUUUCCCCCUCGGGCACAGCCAUCCAUGCACCAUCCACAGCCUUUUCCUCAGCAAAGACUUGGCGCUGCUUUCCCUCUCACCAAGCUUUUAAGGCUGAUGGAAUCUGUGCGGCCAAGAACAACACUCACAGCAGUUCCUUCUAAUCCUUUUUUAAUGACUGCUUUGGAAGCACCAGGCAUUGCAGGAGAAGAGCCCGGAUAUCUGGAACAAUGGGAGACAACUGUGUUCGUAUGAGCUGUUUGGGUGUUUUCAGGGUUGGAGCCAAAGCAAUUGCUCGCCCACCUUGCAUCUCUCACUCUAAGAGUGGAACAGGUAACUAAUGCAGGCCAUGGGGAAAUUCUCCAGCUGUUCCAUGGACUUCACUGUUUCUCCCAGAUGAAUGGAACUUCUGGCUCUGGCAUUACAGCAACAUUAGAGUCUGACAGAGAGGCAAGAGCACUGCCUUUGCUCUGGAAAAUCAAGAGUGCUGGAACUAAAAGCACAUGUGUGUAUCCCUCAUGUCAAAUCCUUUACCUAUAACUAAUUCUGAUGCUAGAACUAGUUUCAAAUGGACUCCCAAAGCACCAGGAGCAAACCCAGCCUCGUCCUACCUGUGCUGAUUCAGGAUUUCAGCUUCUUGUGGCUUGAUUCUUGCAUAGUUGGUCACAUCCGUGGUGGUGACAUUCCCAUUUCCCACGUUUCCCUUGGCUUGCUCUGGUUAAGAAGCUCUUCCAUUGCACCGGAUUAUUAUUUUACUGUAAAAUGUGGCCUGUGCUGUUCUCCUCCCACCAGUAGCUGGUUUGGGUGUUUAACUGCUGUCAGUGGGGCACCUGGAGCGAGGCAGGGCUCUGAAGGAACUGGGAAAAGCCAAAGGGCUGGUUGCAGGGAGCAGUCCUUCCUCCUGUCUCCAGGGAAAUCACAGCCUCGUUUUUAUCCCUGUUCCUCAGCCUUGUCACCCUUCUUCCCAAGAGAUUCCGGUUCAUGUCUGUUUGGGAGGCAGCUUGUGAUGGCUUCUUUGUCAAUUUUAAGCAAAACUGGCUACCAGUGUACUUGGCUACCACUUUCAGUAAUGCAAUAGAGAUUGCUUUCUUCCUGAAUGUUAACAGGAGAAAGCUGGCAACAGCCUGGAUGUUGUGGCAGUGCUCUGCUUUUUAAAUGUGACUUUGUCAACUGCACAUACAACGAGAGAAGCAAAAUUCUUUUAAAACACCUUUUCCCCCCUGGAAUGACAUCAGAAAAUAAACGAUGCUGUUUCCGUCACAGCAACCUCUUGUGAGUUGAGAUGGGGACAGCAGUGUCCCAGCAGCAGCUCCUUGGUGAGGUCAGUGAGCUCAGGCUGUGUUCAGGUAACUACCUGGGUACCUACAUGGAGCUCUAGCUUACUGAGGAGCUUUCCCCUCUUUCCAGUAUCCCAUAUGCAAAACGCAACACCUACCUCAAAGAGCCGUUGCCAUGGUUCAUGUGCGAUGACGUGGGGCUGUAGGCACAGCGUUGCGCGUCAGUUACAGUUAAAUAGGGCUAUGGGUGAAACCUAUAUUCUUGGCAAUUCCUACAGGUUUGCCCCAUCCUGGUGUUUGCCAGCUUCUGUUCUGGAAGAACUGGGAAAGGCAGGCAGAGAGUGUGGCACCAGAGGGCAGGCACUGUAGAGGGCCACCAGGCUGGACUGCAGUUGUCAUUCAGAGCAAAGCUGACUGCAGUACUGAGUUCUUAUAGAAUCCCAGACUGGUUUGGGUUGGAAGGGACCUUAAAGCUCAUCCAGCUCCAACCCCCUGCCACGGGCAGGGAUGCCUUCCACUAGACCAGGUUGCUCCAAGCCCCUGUGUCCAACCUGGCCUUGAACACUGCCAGGGAUGGGGCAGCCACAGCUUCUCUGGGCACCCUGUGCCAGCACCUCAGCACCCUCACAGGGAAGAACUUCUGCCUAAGAUCUCAUCUCAGUCUCCCCUCUGGCAGGUUAAAGCCAUUCCCCCUUGGCCUGUCCCUACAGGACCUUGUCAAAAGCCCCUCUCCAGGUUCCUUGUAGCCCCUUCAGGUACUGGGAGCUGCUCUAAGGUCUCCCCUUAAGGAGCCUUCUCUUCUCCAAGCUGAACAAGCCCAGCUCUCUCAGCUUGGCUCCAAGAGCAAGAGACGCUCCAGCCCUCACAGCAUCUCUGUGGCCUCCUGGUGAAUCCUUGUGGCUGACCAUUUUCCCAUCUUUCAGGUUUGAAAAGGGCUUUUUAAACUGCUGUAGACAGAACUAACAGGCACUGAGGCCACUUCCUAGUGGUUUCUUGGGUCUUUUGCACUUGCUAGUGGGGAAAGAGUGAUCCUGUCUAUCCUGAAGUGAGGAAAUCCUAUGUGACCGCAGCUACUGCAGCUCUGCAGAUGCAUCUGCUGCAGUCACAGGCACAGCCUGGUUCCUGUCACUCUGAGGGCUGGGUGGGUUUGGUUGUAUCCCUUCCCUUUCAGUAACAGGAAAGCAACUUGUAAUAAGAAUUUAUAAUCCCAAUUUAAUUAAUCAAAAGAUUUUGAAAAGGCCAUCAUCACAUCAUCUUAAAUCUUAACGCUUACUGCAGCUUGGGAUUCUUGGUGGGGAGGGGUGAGCCCAAGUGUCUGCUCAAGGAGUUUGCUCUCAAGGCCUAAAAUUGAUGAUCAUUUGCAACCUUUAUUUGUGAUGAUUCCUAUACCUGAUAAUUUCCCUCUUAGAAAGGGAAUCAUGUUUACUGGCUUUUACUGAUAUCAACAUCCACUCCAACCUAUUAGUUACAGUUAGAAGGUAAAUGGGCAUUAAUGAUUUUAGCAGCACUUUCUCUCCUUGCAGCUUCAGUUUUAUUUAUUGAAAUCCUGUUGUUUUUCAGCCAAACCCCCCCACCUCAAGUGCUCUCUAAGAGCACACCAGCACAGCACAGGGAGCUUUGUACUGUGAUCCUGGCCAGCACAUGGAUGUGGUUACAGUGUCUGCAGGCUCUGGGAGGAGCUGAACAUUCCUGUAUGUUGGAAAUAAAAAAGCAUCUCUGAA
Messenger RNA from Strigops habroptila (Kakapo), 6987 nucleotides. RefSeq names its product SEC14 like lipid binding 5 (gene SEC14L5). Gene Ontology annotation, cellular component: cytoplasm. The record is from RefSeq and is a predicted model, not a curated record. NCBI's taxonomy places the organism in Eukaryota, Metazoa, Chordata, Aves, Psittaciformes, Psittacidae. Bases 192 to 2324 code for a protein of 710 amino acids. The transcript is spliced from 17 exons.